Molecule: messenger RNA, 1140 nt
Organism: Brassicogethes aeneus
Lineage: Eukaryota; Metazoa; Arthropoda; Insecta; Coleoptera; Nitidulidae
Source: the annotation of a GenBank genome assembly
CGCAGAAGAUAAAUAAUUUCGAAUCGUUUCAACACAUUACAAAAAUUAUAAUUUUCCAUGAAAACACUUUAUUUGUCCAGUAAUUAUUAAUAUUUUAGUUAAAAACAACAGUGUAAUUGCAUUUCUUAUAGUGUAGUGGUGUAUCAUUUAUAUAUUUCCUUUGUAUUUGCUUGAAUACAAAUCUAACCUUAAAAUUAUAAACUGAAAAAUAAAAUCCACAUUGCAAUUGUGAACAAAUGUUAAAGUUAAAAUGAGAAAUAUAGCUAAAAGAAUAUUGAAAAUGGCAAAUUUUCUGAAGGAAGGCAGGACACGGCCGUACACUGUAAUCGUUGAAGGAAAUAUUGGAAGUGGAAAAACUACGUUUUUGAAUUAUUUUAACAGAAAUAAAGAUGUUUGUGUUUUGGCUGAACCAGUGGAGAUGUGGCGGGAUUGCGAUGGUUACAAUCUUUUGGGGGCAAUGUAUGAGGACCCAAAAAGAUGGAGUUUUACAUUCCAAUCCUAUGUCCAACUAACAAUGUUACAGCAACAUACCAAAGAAACUGAUUUACCUAUAAAAUUGAUGGAAAGAUCAAUUUACAGUGCGAGGUAUUGUUUUGUGGAACAAUUGAAGAGAGACAAAGUUCUAUCAGGUCCAAGUGAAUCAGUGAUAAAUGCUUGGUUUAACUGGGUGACUUCGAAUAAAAAUCUCGAUGUGGAUUUGGUCGUUUAUCUACGAACAACGCCGGAAGUUGUUUAUGAAAGAAUGAUGAAAAGAAAUAGGGCUGAAGAAAAAUCUGUGCCCCUCGAAUAUCUCAAAUCUCUGCAUAAAAUACAUGAAGACUGGCUUUAUUAUAAAACUCUGCACCACUGCCCUGCACCAGUCAUCAUUUUAAAUGCAAAUUUGGAUAGAUCGAAUAUUGCCAAUGAAUAUGAAAAAUGUGAAUCUCAUAUAUUUAAUAAGGAGGUUGUGACAGCUAGGGCAUAAUUUGCACCAUUUAUUUUAAAUUGAAUUCAUCACCAAAUAUUAUAUUACAUAGCAUUUAAUGCAUUUGAUUUUUACUAAAGUUCGAAUAAAACUAUUUAGUGUUUAAUAUUUAGAUUUAUGUAUGAUGUACCUUGGUAUAUCUUUAUUUAUUAAGGUCCUUUUUAUUUAUAAAAAAU